Polypterus senegalus (gray bichir) is the source of this 3534-nucleotide messenger RNA. It is a transcript of the gene slc2a2, whose product is annotated as solute carrier family 2 member 2. The transcript is spliced from 11 exons. Bases 143 to 1645 code for a protein of 500 amino acids. Gene Ontology annotation, molecular function: hexose transmembrane transporter activity. The record is from RefSeq and is a predicted model, not a curated record. Gene Ontology annotation, biological process: monosaccharide transmembrane transport. Lineage: Eukaryota; Metazoa; Chordata; Cladistia; Polypteriformes; Polypteridae. Gene Ontology annotation, cellular component: brush border; membrane.
UCGCACUUUAGGCAGUGUUCACCUGUGCCGUCAUGCUGCAGCCGCGUGAGAGGCAGUUUGAUUAUUAAUCUUGUAUAACUGGACCUUGGAUCGUUAGCCAUUAGAGGGAAAACACAGGAAAACUUGGGGCAGCGAGCAGAAAAUGGAAUCUGGCAAGCAGAUAUCUGGGACGCUUAUUCUUGCAGUGCUCACAGCUGUCCUUGGAUCUUUUCAAUAUGGAUACAGUACUGGAGUUAUCAACGCUCCACAGAAGAUUAUUGAAGCACAUUACAGACUGGUAUUGCACGGAUUUCAGAAUGAAUCACUCAUCUCCAAUGAAAACACUGUAUCUGUGCAUCAGUCUGUUACCAUGUACUGGUCCCUUUCAGUGGCCGUCUUCUCCAUUGGAGGCAUGCUCUCGUCAUUUCUAGUUGGAUGGGUUGCUGAAACACUGGGCAGGGUAAAAGGAAUGCUAGCUAUAAAUAUUCUAGCCAUUUUGGGGAGUCUGUUAAUGGGAUUGGCUAAAUUUGGCCCUGCACACAUAAUGAUCAUUGCAGGACGAACAGUACUUGGGCUUUACUGUGGACUGUCAUCUGGGCUCGUACCAAUGUAUGUUGGAGAGAUUUCUCCUACAGCUUACCGGGGUGCAUUUGGGACACUCCAUCAGCUUGCAAUUGUCACUGGGAUUCUAAUCAGUCAGGUUAUUGGAUUGGAUUUUCUGCUUGGAAAUGACUUACUGUGGCCUAUACUGCUUGGAUUGUCGGGUGCUCCAGCUAUACUUCAGACUGUGCUGCUUCUGCUAUGUCCAGAGAGCCCCCGCUAUCUCUACAUCAAACUUGGGAAGGAGCAAGAAGCACAAAAAAAUUUAAGAAAACUCAGGGGUGGACACGACAUAACACAAGACUUAGCAGAAAUGAAGAAUGAAAAGGAGGAAGCCAAGAAACAGAAAAAAGUUUCAGUUGGACAGUUGAUCAUUCGGCCUACAUAUCGGCAGCCCUUGAUUGUUGCUUUGAUGCUGCAUCUUUCCCAACAGCUAUCAGGAAUUAAUGCAAUAUUUUACUAUUCCACUGGAAUUUUUGCCAGUGCUGGAGUAAGCCAACCAGUCUACGCUACCAUAGGAGUCGGUGCAAUUAACUGGAUUUUCACUCUCAUCUCUGUACUACUUGUUGACCGAGCAGGGAGACGAAGACUAAUUUUGAUUGGCUUGGUGGGAAUGUGCCUUUGCGCUGUUGUCAUGACAGUCGGACUGACUCUAUCGACAACAUUGCCUUGGAUGGGCUACUUGAGCAUAGCAGCAAUCUUUCUCUUCGUCAGCUUGUUUGAAAUUGGUCCUGGGCCUAUUCCCUGGUUCAUUGUGGCUGAACUGUUUAACCAGGGCCCAAGACCAGCAGCCAUAGCCUUAGCAGGCUUUUGCAACUGGGCAUCCAACUUUCUCGUAGGGAUGUGCUUUCCACAUAUCGAGGCCCUUUGUGGAAGCUACAUCUUUGUUAUCUUUGCUGUGUUGCUCUUCUUCUUCGCAUUGUUCACUUAUUGCAAAGUGCCAGAAACAAAGGGCAAGAGCUUUGAAGAAAUUGCUGCAGAAUUCCGGAAAAAGAAACUAACUGAGGUUUCAGGAGCACAAGCAGUCACAGAGAUGGAACACCUGGGAGGUUCAUCAGAUGCCUAAGACUGUCUAGGAUUAAUUUCUUUGUCAUCCUCAGAAUGGGAUGGCACUAGAGUUUAAAGUUUACUAUGUAAGGCUCAAUUUAGUGUUUUGCAUACUGCAACAAUUUUUUGAAAAGCCUCUUUAUGCCUCACUUACCCCUUACUGUUUCACUGCAUUGCUCUUUGCCUUAUGCACAGCCUGAACAAAUUUACACUGUCAAAUCCUGCCUUAUACCUACUCAAAAAUACUGCUUCAAUUCACUUGAACAGUUAUAUAAUAUAGUGCCUUUCAUGGCUUGCACAUUCAUAUAUUCAUUUGCAUCUUUCACAAAUGAAUUCCAAGCAGAUUCAGUGAUAAGUGCACGGGCAUAUGCUACUAAUAACUAGAUAAUCUAGGUGAAUUCUGUGCAUUACAUAUUUAUUUUUAGAUAUCAUACAUAUUACAAUCCCAUAUGUAUUUACUAAAAUCUACAUUACAUGAAUUUCAGAAUUGCAUAUUUGAUUUUCCAUACUACAUUGCAAACUCUAUCACAAAGCACUUGGAUACCCAGUGGUUAUACUGGCUGGAUGUAUAUUAAUAAUGAUUGCUUAAGAAUAUUAUGCCUUGGGGUCAUCUCUUACAAUGUUGCAUAGCAUUUCUAACAUGAAUCACUGUCCACUUGUCCUAAUCUUAAUUAUUUUAGACCAAUCUUACACUGAAAAGUGUGAUUAUGAAAUCAAAAGGAGGAUCAGUAUGGCUAAAAAUGCCUUCAUUAAACUGAAGAAGGCCUGUUGCAAUAUUAUGAUCAGCAUGAAGACUAAGAUCAGGAUUCUAGAGUUCUAUGUCUUUCUUGUUCUCAUGUACUGUAUGGAUCAGAGUGUUGGACAAUUUUACUAACAAUGGAAAAGACAAUUGUGUCAGCAAAGUUGUGUUUCCUAAGGGGAAUUAUGUAAGGCAACUGGACAAGCCACACUACCAAUGAGGGAGCUCAAUUAAGAACUGGCUACAGAAAAAGGUUGCUGCCAACUAUCAGAAACAGACAGAUGGGAGUUUUUCAGCCAAAUAACCAAAAAAGAAGAUAUGAAAAAUCUGGUAAUUACAAGAAAAGAUAAAGGAAAAAGAGAUCAUGGAAUACAAAGACUAACUUGUCUUUAUGAUUGGAUAAGAAUGGACAGUUUGAAGAUUAUUUUUGCCUCAUGGGAUAAAGUGCUAAGAUGGUGAUAGUCACCAGCGUUAUGUUUGGAAGAAGAAGAUCUAUUACUCUGGUUGCAAAGUAACAGAGCUUAUUUGUUCUGGUCUCAACCAAGCCAGGUUACUAAAGCUUGAUAUGACACCAUGGUAUAGUCAUGCACACAACUACAUUAGCAGAAUGUAGAGUGGUCACCCUGCCGUACUACAAUGUCUUUGAGGUGAGGCCUGCAUUGACAGGUAGAAGGAGAACAUUUCACAUACACAGUUACUGGACUGAAUAUCAAAUGCUGCAUCCUGGAGGGAGCUCAGAGACUGUAGAACCACCUCUGCAACUCCAUGCCAUUCAUACUACAUGUCAUUACAUCUAAUUAUAAAUCUUAAUAAAUAUUUAAUGAAAAGUAGUGUUAAUUCACAAAACAGCUGAAGGUCUUGACCGUAAGUUUCAUAUAUUUGCAGGACAGCAAGCCCAAAGAAACCCACAGGCUGUGCAUAAGAUACUGGCAUUAAGGGGAAUUCCUACAUUAAUCUACUUAAAAUGUCUGUUACAAAACUAUAUGAAUGAAAAGGCAACAUUGGGUGAAGUGAAAUGUUUCAAAAUAUAUGAAGAAAACUCACAAAUAAUGACCUCCAUAAACAAAGAUGGCCUUUUUCAGAAAGCAGUUGUAAAAGAAAGUCAGCUCAAAUUGUCAGUUAUUUACUUUAACACAGAUUUGUUUUAUAAAGAUACUUCUAAAAAGACA